GUCUAAUAAGAACUCUUCAUUUGUUCACCAAAAGAGGAAAUCCCAUCCUUUGCAGCUCUGAAUCUCCGCUGGUGAGACAGAAAACUCGGCUGUGUUUUGGGACCAUGGGAAAGUAUUAUGGGCUGGCAGUUGUGGUCGGUGUGGCCUUGUUGCUGUCGACUGGACAAUGUGAUGUGAACUGUAAAGGACAGGACGGUCACGCAGGACAGGCAGGAGGCAAGGGCAGAGAUGGGUUACCCGGACAGAAAGGAGAGAAAGGAGAGCCAGCUCUGAUGGACAACAACGUCAUGGACGCAGGCACCCUGCUGAGCCUGAGAGGGGACAUAGGGACUCGAGGCUUGCAAGGGCCGAUGGGUCCUAAAGGUUACCGUGGAGUUCUGGGAGAACCUGGUAACUCUGGACCCCCCGGUCAGCCCGGUCCUGAUGGAAAAGGCAUCGGCCAAAAUAAUGAUGACUCCUCUCAGCAGGCCAAGUCCGCCUUCUCUGUGUUCAGGACUGAUACAAAAUAUCCUCCCUAUGAACAGCGAUUAACCUACCAGACAGCUGCGGUCAACAUACCUGGGCACUUUAACCUAGACACAGGUUACUUCACCUGCACAGUACCUGGUGUUUAUUACUUCGUCUUCCACGCUGCAUCCAAGGUCAGCAUGUGUCUGCGUAUUGUCAGUGAAGCUCUGGGUCAAGAAAAGCUGGGAUUCUGUAAUUACAACAGAAACCUCGAUCAGGUGCUGUCGGGUGGCACGGUCUUGCAGCUGAGAGCAAACCAGAGGGUCUGGCUCGAAUCCUUUAAAGACACGCAGAUAGACUAUGAUGCACGAGACGUCAGAGAAAAACAGAUCAUCUUCAACGGCUUUCUGCUCUUCUCAAAAUCAGACUAAAGUUCAGUUGUACACGCUGUGAUUUCUGAGACUGAGACCGCAACACUUCAUCAAUUUAGCAUUUAAAUGUCUCAAAUUGUUGUUCACACUUUUCAAAAAGCUGUUUUUAGAAGCACAUUUUAUUUUAACACAGCAUCACAACACAGCUUGUGAAACUUUCUUCACUGAUUUGUUUGCUUGAUACUCACUCAUGUAAACCUAUGAUGUUAAUUUUGUCUGUAAAUGCUACUAAAACAAAAUUAAAGUGUUCUAUAGAGAGUG
Molecule: messenger RNA, 1139 nt
Organism: Scomber scombrus (Atlantic mackerel)
Lineage: Eukaryota; Metazoa; Chordata; Actinopteri; Scombriformes; Scombridae
Gene: c1qa
Product: complement component 1, q subcomponent, A chain
Exons: 7
Coding region: 105-878 (257 amino acids)
Molecular function (GO): protein binding
Source: RefSeq, a predicted model, not a curated record